GACGCGUGACGUUGUAUUUAUCGUAUAAAAUACCGGCAUGCGCGACUCCGGGCAUCAGUACUGGUUCUUACCUCUGAACGACCAAAUGAAGCACAAAUAAGGGGCACAGCGCGUACGCAUAACAGCUCUUGAUAUCACACGAAAGCUAUCAAGUUGCAUUUAAACGAUCUAGUCAAUACUUGCAGUAUAUAUCAAACCGCACAUACGCAAGAUGCUGGUUGGUGGUGCUGUUAGCUACGUCGCUGGAAAGCAGGCGGUCCGCACGGUCUAUUGGCGAACUGCGAACAACGGCCGUCUUCUGAAGACAGCGAAAACUUGCAUGUUCCAAGGACCACCCAAACCCGCACCAUCGUCUACCGCAGCUUCUUCGGCAUGUCCCGCACAGUCGCAUAUGGACCUAAUACCCAAAGCCAUUUAAAAACUGCCAGAGAAAACCAUGUACCAGCAUGAAAGUUAUUCGUUAUAUACAGCAAACUGUACAUAAGAAACUGUUAAUUAUUUAAUCUCAUAUAAUGCAUAUUUAUAAAGUACUAUGACGACGCAAUAAAGCAACUAUUAUUUAUUUCUUCCUAUAAA
This is a messenger RNA of Solenopsis invicta (red fire ant), 576 nucleotides long. RefSeq lists its product as uncharacterized. NCBI's taxonomy places the organism in Eukaryota, Metazoa, Arthropoda, Insecta, Hymenoptera, Formicidae. Bases 212 to 418 code for a protein of 68 amino acids. The transcript is spliced from 2 exons. The record is from RefSeq and is a predicted model, not a curated record.